Fonsecaea nubica is the source of this 1311-nucleotide messenger RNA. RefSeq lists its product as hypothetical. Lineage: Eukaryota; Fungi; Ascomycota; Eurotiomycetes; Chaetothyriales; Herpotrichiellaceae. The coding region runs from base 1 to 1311 and encodes 436 amino acids. The record is from RefSeq and is a predicted model, not a curated record. The transcript has a single exon.
AUGGCAGGGUCACAGCUCAAUGGUGCCCCCACAGCACGCAGGCCCAAACACAUCAUCAUUGUAGGCGGCUCCCUCGGUGGCCUCUUCACCGGCGUAGCGCUCAAGCAGCAUGGCUAUGACACGACAAUUCUGGAACGCAACCCAACGAACCUGCUCGAGAACCAAGGUGCCGGUAUUGUCGCGGGAGGCGAUACCCUCUCCUUCUUCGAACGCUACGACCGUUGCAAGCGACCGGUCGCCGUCACGUCUCAGAAACGAAUGUAUCUCGAUCAGUCAGGCAAAGUUGUCCAUGAGGAAGUCAUGAAACAGACCAUGACAAGUUGGGACUUGUGCUAUUACAUGCUCCGCGCCAACUAUGACCACCAGCAGAGCGGAUACUGCAAAGUCCCCGGGCCCCAGCCUGGCGACGGCAGGAUCGAUUAUCGGUAUGGCUGUACGGUGACAAGUUUCCAAGAGGAAGGUGAUCAGAUAAGGGUACUCUAUGAUACGACUGAUGGCGAGAAGGUGUCAAUCGUCGGGGAUAUGCUUGUCGGCGCUGAUGGGCCGAGUUCGACCAUCCGGAAGAUACUGUGUCCUGAAGUCGAGCGAAAAUAUGCAGGCUAUUGCGUGAUAAGGGGCACGGUACCGGAGAACGAGGCUACUGAGGAAGCCAGGAAAGUAUUCGUGGAGAAGUUUACUUUCUUCCAUGCUCCAGGCAUUCAAAAUCUGACGUACACCAUCCCUGGGACCGAUGGGGCGAUGGAGCCAGGGAAACGACUGCUGAAUUUUGUCUGGUACACAAACUUUUCCGAAGGCGAGCAAGAACUUGAAAAGGUGAUGACUGACAAGGAUGGCAAGCGGAGGCGCCUGACCAUCCCACCUGGAAUGAUGCGGCCCGAGGCUUGGGAGAUGGUCAAACAGCGCGGCAGAGACCGUCUUCCACCACAGAUGUCCGAGAUGGUCGAGAAGACGAAGAAGCCAUUUGUGCAGUGUAUCACAGACGUGAUCACUCCGACCAAUGACUUCUAUGGUGGCAAGGUUGUGCUUAUCGGGGAUGCACUCGCUGGGUUCAGGCCACACACCGUCGCUAGUACAAGCCAAGCUGCGUUCGACGUCCUCAUGCUCGUCGAGUAUCUCAAGACCGGCGACCACGCGGAGUUCGUGCGAAGAACCAUGGAGUACGCACGCUUGAUCCAGAAAAGAGGCAUGAACAUCGGAAACCGGAGCCAAUUCGAGGACCUGCCACUGCGAGAAUACGUCGACGAUCGGAACAUGAUGUCGAUAAAGCGGGAGGAUCUUGAAUUUCCAGAAUGGACGCAAGUUCAGGUAUAG